CUAGAAACAUUUCAGUGAAACCAAAGUGCCUUACUUUGCUAUAUCAGAUCUAUUUCAGUAAUAUCUGUUAUGCUGUCUUCUUUCAGACUUCAGAGUCAAAAAAUAUGUUCUUCCUGUCUAGAGCUUUCUUUCGGAGGUCCUCGAGCCCUCCUGUAUGGUUUUUCUUCACAUUUAUGAUCAGGCUAAUCACUUUUUCAAGUCCCUUUGUUAUAGUCACACACGAAUAUAUGAGGUAUGUCAGUCUUUUGUACGAGAAUUAAUGCCUUAUGUGUGCCCUUUUCUUUCUAUGUUUCUUCUAUUUGCUCAUGCCUCCUACAAUCCUAUUGCAAUCUUCCCUUAGAUGAUUCUUUAUAUAAUCUUCUGAUGUUAUAGUCAUACUAUUCUAAGAUAUUUUAAAACCAUAAUACUCAUUCUUAUGAUCCAGUGUGUUAUUAAGAAUGGAGUUGAUAGAUUAAUUGAUUAUUAUGAAGUCCAAGUUAAUGAAGGGGCUAUACUACAAUAUCGGCAAGGAAGCGUAUUGUUUUUGAUGUUAAAUUACAAUUGAGUGCUGAUGAUUAAUGUAGUAUAUAAUCAAAUCAGUAACUGGUUAAGUUCUUUGGUUGGUUUGAUGAGUUUGUUGGUAUCUUUAGAUGAUAUAGAUUAAUAAAGGUGAAUUUCAUAUGAUGGUUCUAGUAUUUUCGGUCCGUUUAAAGAGAGAACAGUGUUUGUAUUAUGAUUUUGAGAAAUAUCUGCUACUACCCUUUAUUUUAUUAAUAAUCAUGUUGAAAAGUGUUUGAAGUAUUACUUAUUAGAUUUUUCUCCUUAAUUACUUUAAUUUCAAGUUAUCCUCUUAUUUUCUGUGGUUUAAUUUUUUUUUUUUUUCUUAUGCAAAGUUUUUGAAGUUGAUCCUAGCCUCUAAGAGCAGCAGCAUCGGGACCUUUCCCAAUCCUUUUAGGACCCUUUAGUCAAUCCUGAUGAAUGUUGUGUGUUGGGAAAGGAUCCUCUUAAAAAGAGGAAUGACCCAUUUCCUUUCUGGUAAAAGGAAGCUUACCUCGUCCCUUGUGCAAAAUUACACAUUAAAAUAUUCAACAACUCACGCGUGCUGCAAUCUCCAACGGCUAGUUCCUUUUUUUUUUUCAAUUUUUUGUCAUACUUCAUUCCGACAAGUGGCAGCAUCUUAUUGGCUUUGAUUUUUUUUUGCUCCAAAAUAUUAUAACGGCUAUAAUUUGCAAACGGUAACUUAUUUUUGAAAUCCGAAAACACCAAUGGUCAUAAAAUUUUUUUGUCUAUAAAAUGAGUAUAAAUUUGCUAUAUUUUCACAAAAUUUCAGUUUCACUUGUACAAUACUCUUAAACACAAAAUUAUUCUAAUCUCCAUAUUUUCAAGUUUAUUUUUCUCCAUUUCACUUCCAAUUUCUUAGAGUCUUCAAUAUGGAUCGUAAUAAUUCUAAUUACGGUCGUAACCCGAAUUUUCCUAACAAUUCAAACUUUCAAUUUAACCAAUCUAAUCCUCCUGUUGACCCUAAUCUGUUGAGUAAUCCUCAAAUUCAAGCUGUAUUUUUUCAAUGGUGUAGUAGUAGUCAACCAAGACCAACAAAUUUCAAUAAUAUUCCACCAAUACAACCAAAUUUACCUCAUAAUUCCCAAUCCUAUCAACAAGCUUUUGGUAAUACCCCUUUUUUCCCUAUAUCAGAACAUUUAACUCAAAAUAUGAAUCAAUCUCCAGGUGGAGUUUGUAGUAGCAAUGCUACUCCAAUAGAGUUAAGUGGUGAACAUGUUGAAGAAUUAGCGGGAUAUCGUAUUUCGAAUAUCCUAUUUUUGUCUAUUUAAAGUACAUGAUUUCUAUCUUCUAGUGUCACAAACAAACACACCAAAAAUAAAACACCAAACACAAUAUGAGCUUAGAUUCAAUCUCUUCAAGUUCUUCAAGCUCUUCCUCCUCAAGUAUAACUGAUAAAAUUUAUGAUCACAUGGUCAUGAAUUUUAUAAAUGAGAGUCAACGUUUAGUUGCGAUGCAAAAUUCAGUGCUUAAUUCAUUACAACCUGAAAAGCAAAAACGUCCGAGAAAACGAAGGGUAACUGUGCCUAGAAAUCGUGAAGCGGCUCACGACAAUCUAGUUGCAGAUUACUUUAGUAAUCAACCGGUAUACAAUGAUACCGUAUUUCGAAGGAGGUUUCGUAUGAGGAGACCCCUGUUCCUUCGCAUUGUGGACACAUUAAGUGCAAGUAAUCGCUAUUUCCAACAACGUCCUGAUGCUACCAUGCGUCUUGGUGCUUCACCCCUUAAAAAAUGCACCGCGGCUAUACGUAUGUUAGCUUAUGGUUGUUCAGCUGAUCAAGUAGAUGAAUAUCUAAAGCUUGGUGAAAGUACUGCUAAAGAAUGUCUUUCACAAUUUGUCGAUGGAGUUAUUGCUCAGUUUGCAACUGAGUACCUCCGCAAGCCAACUAUGGAAGAUAUCCAGCGUCUUCUAAGAGAAGGGGAGGAUAGAAACUUCCCCGCCAUGCUAGGAAGCAUUGAUUGCAUGCAUUGGGUAUGGAAAAAUUGUCCAGCUGGAUGGAAAGGAAUGUAUCAAGGCCGAUCUAAAACGGCCACUGUUAUCUUGGAAGCGGUUGCAUCUAGGGAUUUAUGGAUUUGGCACGCCUUCUUUGAGACUCCUGGGUCGUGCAACGAUAUUAAUGUACUACAACGUUCUCCUGUGUUUGAUGAUAUAAUAAAUAAUCGUGCUCCACAAGUUCUGUUCACAGUUAAUGGAAAUACUUACACAAAAGGAUACUAUCUCACCGAUGGGAUUUAUCCAAAGUGGUCGACAUUUAUAGAUGCGGUUACUGCCCCUCAAACAGCUAAGGAUACGUUAUUUACUGAACGUCAAGAGAGUGCGAGAAAGGAUGUUGAGCGUGCUUUUGGUGUGUUACAUGCUCGUUUCGCAAUAAUCAGGAAGCCUGCUUUGGCAUGGAGUGUAGAUCUGUUGUGGAAAAUUAUGAUGACUUGCAUCAUUAUCCACAACAUGAUUGAUGAAGACGAGCGUGAUACAUAUUUAAAUUAUAAGGAUCCACCCGAGUUUGCCGAUGAACAGCCUGAGAAUAUGCCGGGGUCGUCCUCAACUAGGAAUGCAACAACAUUCACUGUAACUCUCGGACAGUAUGAUCCAGAUAAUUUCGGUAGAUUGAUAGCUUCGAGAGGGGAAAUUCGUGAUAGAGACGUCCAUAUGGCUUUGAAGAACGGCUUGAUCGAGCAUUUAUGGGCACAGUCUAUGAGGUCCGAUGAAAAUUAAACAUUUCAGUUAUUUUUAAACUUAUGUUUGUUAUUUUCUUUGCUAUUUAUCAACGUAAUUCAUGUUUUUUUUAUUCGUGUCGUUUAAUCAAUGUAUUUCAUGUUUUUAAUCAAUGAAUUUUAUGUUUUUGAA
Messenger RNA from Chenopodium quinoa (quinoa), 3382 nucleotides. RefSeq lists its product as uncharacterized. The transcript is spliced from 2 exons. Lineage: Eukaryota; Viridiplantae; Streptophyta; Magnoliopsida; Caryophyllales; Amaranthaceae. The coding region runs from base 1874 to 3250 and encodes 458 amino acids. The record is from RefSeq and is a predicted model, not a curated record.